CUGCUGCUUUCCUAUUGCAAGUGUGGGCGCAACCUGUAGUACAGAGGUCUCCUUCAUCCAUUGCACACACAGCGCACAGGUGACAAUGGAGGACCGGUGGCAAGAGUGCAUGGAUUUUGCUGUUUCAAUAGCAAGAAAGGCAGGCUCAGUGGUGUGUGCAGCACUAAAGGAAGAUGUUUCAAUAAUGGUUAAAAGCUCCCCAGCAGAUCUGGUGACAGCCACAGAUCAAAAAGUAGAAGAAAUGAUUAUCUCAUCCAUUAAGGAAAAAUAUCCAUCGCACAGUUUUAUUGGCGAGGAGUCUGUAGCUGCAGGAGCUGGAAGCACGCUAACAGAUAAUCCAACCUGGAUCAUAGAUCCCAUAGAUGGCACAACUAACUUCGUACACAGGUUUCCAUUUGUGGCUGUGUCUAUUGGAUUUGCUGUGCACAAGCAGGUUGAAUUUGGAGUUGUCUACAGCUGUGUAGAAGACAAAAUGUACACUGGGAGAAAGGGAAAAGGUUCAUUCUGUAAUGGUCAGAAAUUACAAGUCUCCGGACAGAAAGAUAUUACCAAAUCCAUGAUAAUAACGGAGCUAGGGUCAAAUCGGAAUCCAGAGGUUAUUAAAACGGUGCUGUCUAACAUGGAGAGACUGCUGUGUAUUCCCAUCCACGGGAUUAGAGCAGUUGGUACAGCAGCAGUAAACAUGUGUCUAGUGGCUACUGGAGGUGCAGAUGCUUAUUAUGAGAUGGGUCUUCAUUGCUGGGAUAUGGCAGCUGCGUCCGUUAUCGUUACAGAAGCAGGCGGAACGAUCCUGGAUGCAACAGGAGGACCGUUUGACCUGAUGUCCUGCAGGAUCAUAUCCGCUAGCAGCCGAGAAAUAGCGGAGCGAAUCGCUAAAGAGCUACAGAUUAUACCCCUGGAACGGGAUGAUGGCAAAAGUACCAACUGAAAUGCCAGUUUUAAUUAAAGGGGUUUUUGUACAUAUUGGCAUAAGAAUCUAUGAAUAUUUAUGGAAUUAUGUACAUAUGUUUAUGUAUUAUGUUCUGUAAUGAGUUUUUAUUUUCAUGCAACAACAUUUUUAAGCAAACAUGUACAUGUUAUAUUCAAUUUUAAUUAUUGUUCUUUGUUUUACUUAUAAGUUUACCUAUUUCAUACUUCCUGCCAUUCAUUCUACAGAGUUGGAAUAAAAGUACCAUAGUGCUGACACCAUC
Molecule: messenger RNA, 1190 nt
Organism: Xenopus laevis (African clawed frog)
Lineage: Eukaryota; Metazoa; Chordata; Amphibia; Anura; Pipidae
Gene: impa1.S
Product: inositol(myo)-1(or 4)-monophosphatase 1 S homeolog
Biological process (GO): phosphatidylinositol dephosphorylation; phosphatidylinositol phosphate biosynthetic process; inositol biosynthetic process
Cellular component (GO): cytoplasm
Molecular function (GO): fructose-1-phosphatase activity; inositol monophosphate 3-phosphatase activity; inositol monophosphate 4-phosphatase activity
Source: RefSeq, marked validated